UUGUGGCGCCAUAUGUCAAGCGCGAGCUGCCAAAUCGUGUAGCGUUCAUUUGUGGAAACAGAAAAGCUGUGCAUCUUCCUCGAUCUCCGUUGUAAAAAUCUACGAAAUUGCAAAAAAAAAAUGUCUCACGGACGCAACGAGUGCCGAAUCUAUGUCGGUAAUCUGCCGCCAGACAUCAGAACCAAGGAUAUUCAAGAUCUGUUCCACAAAUUUGGCAAAGUGACGUUCGUCGAUCUGAAAAACCGCCGCGGUCCGCCAUUUGCUUUUGUCGAGUUUGAGGAUGCACGUGACGCUGACGAUGCGGUGAAAGCUCGCGACGGAUAUGACUACGAUGGGUACCGAUUACGGGUAGAGUUCCCACGAGGCGGUGGUCCCGGUAGCUAUCGCGGCAGCCGCCAAGGGAACAGCGACCGUAACAGUAGGGGUGGUGAUCGUAACAACCGGGGACCACCGGCCCGUAGGUCACAGUUCCGGGUGAUGGUGACCGGAUUACCAUCGUCUGGCUCGUGGCAGGAUCUGAAAGAUCAUAUGCGUGAGGCCGGCGAUGUGUGCUUUGCCGAUGUUUACAAGGAUGGUACGGGAGUGGUGGAGUUCCUGCGUCAUGAAGACAUGAAGUACGCGAUAAAGAAACUUGACGAUUCCCGGUUUCGCUCACACGAGGGCGAAGUUGCCUACAUUCAUGUACGUGAAGAUUCCGGAAACGACGAUUCCGGCAAGCGUGAUUACCGGGAUAGAUCCUACUCACCCCGCCGACGUAGAGGUUCGCCAACUUACUCGCCGGUACAACGGAGCGUUUCCCGAUCCCGUUCACGCUCGUACAAUUGAACCAGGUGAAUGGCGCGGUUAUGUUCCGAAGAUGACUAAAGGUCUAGAGGAUUGAUAUAAUGUGAUGAGUUUUAAAAGAUUAAAAGAGCCAAAGAGAGCUCAGCAGAGGAUGAAAAUGUGCGAUGAGGAAUGGCGCGUUAAAUCCACGAUAACGACGGGAGUCGUAUCGUUUUGCGCUGUUGUCGUCAGAUACCUUGAAACGUAGGCCACCUUCGGGAUACCUUACGUAGGCCUCCUUCGGGAUGUCGACGAACAGGAUGUGUCGUAAACACAGUGAGACACUAUGAUCUCACUAUUGUGAGAUAUGAAAGAUUUUUUCUGUUUCAAUCAUUCUCUCUCUACAACAAGCUGCCACGACUCGAACACUAUCAAUUGGUUUUCCUUUUUUUUGUUGUUUCAGGACAUGUUUCCUUUGUGGAGCUAUGUUGAAGUUGUUUGAGUCAUUUGUGAAGAGAAUGUGCCCAUUUUUUAACCUGGUCCAAUGCUAUUGUUGGCUGGUUAUCAGUCUCUGACUGUGUUAUAACGGUGAAAGACCUACUGAUGGCUGAAAGAAGCAAAAACAUAUUUGGUGGAGAGUAUUGUUUUGGCACGGUUCGUUGAAUUGACCAGAUGCGAACGAAAUGGCGAACGACUUGUCAGAGUAUUACUGUAUCAGCACCUCACGGCACUACAAGUGGAGGAUAAUCUAUUUUACGGUCCUGAAGUUGCGGGACCGUUGCCUGGAGCAAUUGUUUCGUUGUAUUGGAUAACGAAAAAUGGCACCACUGCUGUGGUUGUACAUUAGAGUUGAGGAAUUCUGGACACCGAGGGACUGGAAAUGCACAGGAAGGAAUGGAAUGGAUGUAUUUUAAAACACAGGAGUAAUCGUGUGGAUGCGGUGGAUGUCACAUUGCUUUGCACUGUAAUUAGGAUUGGUCGGAUUCGUGGGAUCAUCGUUGGAGAAAGGAGGUGUUUGGUCUGGAAUAGUGGUACAUUGCUGAUCAUUCUCACCGACGUUCACAAACACACACACACAAAGUCUUACCAAACUGUUUUCCCAUCGCUGGACGACGAGGGAUAUGGAUAGUAGGAUUGAUCGUAUGAGGAUUGAUCACUGGAUCACUGGAGAUCGUACCCAGGUUUCGGCAGGUACUGUUGGUAUCUGUUGCGAGUGGAACGAUAUGAUUCUACCUUUGGACGCGUCUGCUGCGGUUGAGCCAGCAUUAGAGCGGGGAAAAGGCAUUAGGAAUACCCUUAUCCGAGGUUGGAUCGACGUUGGAAAUGGAAGUUGCAAAUAUUCGGUAACCCAAAAUCAGAUUUUCUUCUCAAUUAACACGUGUUUUACCUUCCUGUAGCAUUUAACCUUAUUUCAUAACUCUUUCUCUCUCUAUAUGUCAUAACCUCUGGAAUGUCCUUAGCUGUAUACUCCCUCAUUCACAGCUUAGCACUAGAGGAUUUAGACUGGGUAAAAAGAUCCUUCCAUCUUUCUGUUUUGUCUUCCUCCAAACGUAUACUGACUGUAUUGUUUUCUUAUGGCAUCCAUUCAUGCUCUCAAUGUCUAAAAAAAUUAAAUCUUGAAUUUAAAACACUCUUUGCUAUACGUGCUCCUUAAUGCUAAACAAAAAAGUGUUUGAAAUAAUAACGUUUUAGCAAACCACAUUAUUUGGAUUAUAUGGAUGGUAAGACUAUUUGCGUCCGAUUGCUUCAACUGGAUAAUGAUGCAGUACGGAUCGGCAGCCAGUAUAUGGAAUAUGGUAAACCACAUGCCCCAUAAUCGUAAGUAAACGCACGGAGAGUAUAAUGCACUACAGCAAUAGGUUCAACUGCAUGGGAUUAUCAGGCGACACAGAUUAUCAACAUUGAAAUACAAAAAUCACGAAACGGCAAUAGCCAUAUGAUAUUUAAACCUAACAGUGGUUAAGCUAAUAAAGUUUAAACGAAGUAUGAUUUUAACGAACAAAA
This is a messenger RNA of Anopheles gambiae (African malaria mosquito), 2766 nucleotides long. It is a transcript of the gene SF2, whose product is annotated as serine/arginine-rich splicing factor 1A. The transcript is spliced from 5 exons. The record is from RefSeq and is a predicted model, not a curated record. Gene Ontology annotation, molecular function: mRNA binding. Bases 121 to 825 code for a protein of 234 amino acids. Gene Ontology annotation, cellular component: ribonucleoprotein complex; cytoplasm; nucleus. NCBI's taxonomy places the organism in Eukaryota, Metazoa, Arthropoda, Insecta, Diptera, Culicidae.